AUGCAGGGGGUCGAGCCCGGAAGGUCGGACGCGCAGGGCUCCGGCAACGCGGGCGGGGGAGGGAAGGAGGCCUUCCAGACGGUCGACGGGGGGUUGAGCAUCGGCGGAGCGCGGAAGGCAGCGUCAACGCGGGAGCUUUCCAUCCGUGAUGGCCUGUCCGAGGGCGACAAGGGCCGUGUGGGCGCACGGGGCGGCAGGCCGCUGAGAACUCGACGCAAGGAGGGGCGGGGUAAUGGCCCAACUGUUCCUGACCCUGCGCUGGAAGAUAAGGGAAGCUGCCCAGGCAAACAUGAAGAUGCGCACUCGACAAUGACGGACAAUGAAAGCAAAGCCAACCUUAGUACGCCAGAGGUCUUUGGGACUCCAAUUGGCAGUACGCCUGGAGGGUUCGGCAGCCCUGUCUUGAUGCCCAGCAGCGGUUCACUUUCCCCAAAGAUUGCAAAGAUGAAGGCGACAGCAAAAGGCAAGAAGGCAAAGGAUAGGAAGAAGAGAGGCACUGGGAAGAAAAGGAGGGUGGCACAAGCGGCAGAAGGUCUAGUUGUACAGGAUCAGAAUGUAGACUCUGGCAACGAUGCGCCCACAGCAGUUAACAGGUCCGGGAGGAAGAGAAAGCCAAGGGUGUACCUUGCUGAAGAAGACAUCAAUCUCAAGGGCUCAGCUGCCAAGAAGGAAAAAAGGUUGUCUGGGGCCAAGGAAGGUCGUGCUAAGGCAAAGAUCUCAGGCCUAAAGAGGGGGCGAUCGUCAGAGCCAACGAGGGCACAUAGGACCAAGGGUGUCCUGGCGGAAAAUGAUGACCACAAGCAGGAAAUUAAAGCCACUGAGGGCAUGCAUUGUGAUGUUGCUGUUCCUGUGGUAGGAAAGCGACUGCAUGAGGACGCAGCUGAACUGAGGGGUCCAAAUGUGAGACAGCUCAAAUUAGAGAAGAGGGCAAAGAAGGUCGGCCAGACUGGCCAUCGAAAGAGAGGUGCUCAUGGAGCCUGGCAGAACCAGAAACGCUCAAAGUUGCACUCAGGGUAA
Messenger RNA from Ostreobium quekettii, 1017 nucleotides. The record is from the annotation of a GenBank genome assembly. Lineage: Eukaryota; Viridiplantae; Chlorophyta; Ulvophyceae; Bryopsidales; Ostreobiaceae.